Molecule: messenger RNA, 2510 nt
Organism: Cornus florida
Lineage: Eukaryota; Viridiplantae; Streptophyta; Magnoliopsida; Cornales; Cornaceae
Exons: 12
Coding region: 237-2336 (699 amino acids)
Biological process (GO): snRNA processing
Cellular component (GO): integrator complex
Source: RefSeq, a predicted model, not a curated record
CCCGCCACAUUAACCUACCGUUUUUUUUUUUGAGAAGCUGCCGCAACCCCCCGCUCUCGUCAGUCGUCGCCACCACCUGGGCGUUCGAUUGCUAUCACACCCAAUUCUCUCUCCCUAUAUCUCCCUCCUUGCACACACAUAAUCAUCAGAAACCAGCUCUCAGUUUUUGGGUUCAAAGGUAAACAGCUGUCAGUUGCCGGUUUCUGCAUCGUGGAAUUUCCUUCCUGUUUGUAUCUAUGAAGUUUACAUGUUUGAGCAAAGGCAGGGGUUUCCAUUUCCCACCAUGCCAUAUACUCAAUAUUUGUGGGUUCCAGGUCUUACUUGAUUGCCCUCUUGACCUUUCAGCUCUAACGAUCUUCUCUCCUAUUCCUGUGGAUUCUUAUGUGAGCCCAGACAAAGAAACUUCUGAUUGUUCUGAAUCUGUUUGUCAAAAGAAACAGAAAAUUGAAAAAACCCUUGAUGCAAGCAGUUUAAUACACGCAGAGCCAUGUUAUAGAACUGUUAAAAACUUACAUCUGUAUAAUGUUUCUUUUAUCGACAUUGUGUUGAUCUCAAGUCCGAUGGGUAUACUUGGUUUACCAUUUUUAACUCGCAAUAAGGGUUUCUGUGCCAAGAUAUAUGCAACUGAAGCAACAGCAAGACUUGGUCAGCUUAUGAUGGAAGAUCUUGUUAAAAUGCACAUGGAGUUCAGGCAGUUCUAUGGUCCUGAGGACACUGGUUUCCCUAAAUGGAUGAAAUGGGAAAAUCUUGAAGCGCUUUCAUCAGCACUGAAAGAUAUGGCUUUAGGAAGCAAUGGGGUGGAGCUUGGUGGUUGGAUGCCCUUGUACAGUGCAGCUGAUGCAAAGGAUUGCAUGCAGAAUGUUCAGGCUGUUAAAUAUGCUGAAGAAGCCUGCUACAAUGGCACAUUGAUAAUUAAGGCAUUCAGUUCUGGUCUGGAAAUAGGAGCAUGUAACUGGACUAUAAGUGGUCCAAAAAGAAACAUCACUUGUCUUUCCAGCUCAGUCUUUGUCUCUGCUCAUGCAAUGAAUUUUGAUUUCCAUGCUCUUCAGGGAAGUGAUCUAAUUUUAUAUUCUGAUUUUUCAUUCCUGAAUGUGACGGAAGACCUUGAGGAUGAUAAUUGUUCUGGUCCAUCUACCCACAAUUUCUCAACUCUCGGUGGCAGUGAUACCAAUGAUGAUUGGGAAGAAAUCACUGAAUCUUUGCUUAAUACUGAUGAGAGUUUAGAAGAGAUGGAGAAAUUAGCUUUUAUAUGCUCAUGUGCCAUGGAUUCUGUCAAGGCUGGAGGUUCAGUGCUUAUUCCCAUUGGACGGCCUGGGAUUUUUCUGCAGCUUUUGGAGCAGAUGUCUUUCUCCCUAGAAUCUUUGACUUUGAAGGUGCCCAUAUUUAUUAUCUCUUCUGUAGCAGAAGAAUUAUUGGCAUUCUCCAAUACGAUACCAGAAUGGUUAUGCAAGCAGCGACAAGAAAAACUUUAUUCUGGCGAGCCAUUGUUUGCACAUGUAGAGCUUAUAAAAGAGAAAAAGCUUCAUAUGUUUCCUGCAGUUCUUUCUCAUAAACUAUUAACAAUUUGGCAGGAACCAUGCAUAGUAUUUUGCCCUCACUGGAGCUUGCGGUUUGGACCUGUUGUUCAUUUUCUUCGACGAUGGCGUGGAGAUCAUAACUCUUUACUUGUUAUGGAGGAAGGAGUGGAUGCAGAUUUGGCCCUCUUACCUUUCAAGCCAAUGGCAAUGAAAGUCUUGCAAUGUUCAUUUCUAUCUGGAAUAAAGUUGCAGAAAGUUCAACCUUUGCUGAAGACAUUACAGCCAAAGUUUGUCUUGGUCCCUGAAAAUUUGAAGCUUUAUUUUGGGUCUUCAAGUCCAAGAGAAUUCUCAUUCAUUCAUUACUGUGAAAACGAAUUGCUGCAUAUACCAAGCUUGAAGGACAGUUCUGAGUUUGAUGUUGCGACAGACUUGGCUUCACAGCUCCAUUGGACAAACGCAAAAAAGAAAAACAUGAAUAUUGCAAGAUUAAAGGGAGAACUUUUUAUGGAGCACAGCAAGCAUCGGCUACUGCCUGGAAAUGAACAAAUAACUUCCUCACAGACGAGGAGGCCACUGCUGCACUGGGGCACGCCUGAUUUGGACAGUCUUCUGACAGCAUUGCAGAAGAUGGGAAUCAGUGGAUCAGUUGAACGAGGCACGGGUGGUGUUGAAUCAGAAAAUGCUUUUAUUGUACGUGUUAUUGAGCCCAACAAGGCUUUGAUUGAAGUCGAUGCAACUAGUACUGUUAUUAGCACUUCUGAUGAGAACUUAGCCUCCCUCAUUUCUGAGGCCAUAUGUAGCUGUUUAAAUGGCAUUUAGUAGAAGGAAAUCCCCUUUUUUCUUAUAUAUUUUAUUUUAGUACUUUCUCUCCAUAUUUUGAGAGAGAUGUAAAAAUUGCAUAUGGUUAGCUCUUUAGUAAUUACUGUUGUAUUGUUACUUGAUGCUCAUUUAGAAAAGCUGGGUUGUUUUAUAUAAACUAGUCAUUUGGUUACA